CGCAGGCAAGGAAUGUCUGAUCUUUCUUAAUGGGCGUCAGCUUGCCCCGGAACGGGUUGCCAGAGAGAUGCGUCGAUAUAGCGGCAAUCGCGGUCAAGAUCUAGAGGAUGGCAGUGUCCCACAUCGGUAUUGAUACCACAGACCAGCAUCGGGUAGAACUGCGCACAAAGGACCUCUCAGAGAGCGAUAUCUCGGCAGGCGUCGGAUCGAGCGUUGCACGACUUGGUUCGUCAUCAGAUGCCACUUGUGUCAUAAAAUCUCAUGGCACAAACUCAGCAAAUAUUGAUUCUGUAGAGGAGAUCUUCCUCGAUAUCGACGGGAACGACCUAGAAAUGAGCAUCCGAUUGGAGAACGAAUCUCCGGAUCUGCAAACCAUGCAGAGCAUCCUUCGCACGCGUAGUGAUCAAGCAGGUGUGCACGGCAAUAGUGAGAAUACGACAUCACUCAUGAAUCAGCGACCGUUUCCAACGCCUGAAUUCUUCAUGCCUGGCUACGGCUUUCCUAAUCCAAGCAUGGUGCCGAAGUUUCGUUUCAGGAUACCAGCUCGCUUCUCGAAGAUGUUGCAUAGUAUGGCGCGGGAUGUUUCUCAACUGAAUCACUUCAUGAACUCUCUCAAAGGGGACAUCAAUAGUCUUGCCUCUAAUUUCAACCAAGUCCAGUGGUCAGCCUGGCUGGAGACACGACAUUCUCGCUGUGGCUGGACAGCUCUGGCGAGUUUUGAUACUUCUCUACACCUCAUGAGGCCGAUCUACUCAAUUGCAGAGGGAAUUUCUCUCUAGCCACGAUGUCCGGAGAUGUCUUAAGAACGCGGAUACAAUGAAUUGCCACGUUGCUAUCUGCCAAGAUCAGCGUUUGCUGGAUUUGUUUUUUGCCGUUGUUCUAUAUCUGAUCUGCAACAAUAUCGCAGGGGGCCAAGCAAUACCACCAUUUCUCCAAUGGGUGACUGAAAUGAAUGUACUGGAUCAUUUUGCAACCUAUUUGAAGAUUAAUUCAGGUGACCCCGACGCCUUCUUAGAGGCAGCUAUACGACGACUCCAACUCGGCCUGGAUCAUGACACCGACUCAUCUACAUCGCACUCUUCUCAAUCCUCAUGGUG
Colletotrichum phormii is the source of this 1097-nucleotide messenger RNA. RefSeq lists its product as uncharacterized. Bases 108 to 779 code for a protein of 223 amino acids. NCBI's taxonomy places the organism in Eukaryota, Fungi, Ascomycota, Sordariomycetes, Glomerellales, Glomerellaceae. The record is from RefSeq and is a predicted model, not a curated record. The transcript has 3 exons.